AUAGUUGUCGUCAGCAAAGGAAUGGGGGAAAACAAAUUUUGGUUUUGAUUAAUAAUACUGUUUUUUUGCUGGAUGACAUUCUUAAAUAUUACAUUUGUGUUGCAUUUUUAAUAUAAUGCUUUUUAUGUGUUCUUCUAGCCAUUAUAAUUUUUAAAAAUGCGUCGUAGCCAUGCUUCGGAUUCAUACACAGCUUACAACCAAAAUACUGUGGAAGGUGAAAAUGAACAUCUAACAGAUGAAUUGGGGAAUAAAAUUAGCGCUCUAAAAUCUCUCUCAAUUGAUAUUGGUCAUGAAGUUCGAGCACAGAAUCAGAUGCUUCGGGAAAUGGAUGACGAUUUUGACUCCACUUCCGGAUUUUUGUCUACAACUAUGGGAAGAGUCUUGAAACUUGCUAGAGCUGGCCAUAACCGUUAUAUCUUAUAUUUAUUACUUUUUUCCUUCUUUGUGUUCUUUGUUAUUUAUAUCAUUUUAAAAUUUCAGUGAUUUUUCUUAUAAGUACAAUUUUGUAAAAUAUUAAUAACAGAUAAGUUUUUCAAUUCAUGUUUUACAGAAAUGUGUAUUGAAUGUAAUUAUGAAUAAAGAGAUUUGUUUUUAUGUUAUAAAUGUUUUAUAACAUUUCUUGUAAGGUUUUGCAAUUAUGUAUAACUUUUGUGGAAUUCCAUAAUAUAACUUAUACAUUCUAAAAAAAUAUUUUCUAAAAUGUAAAAUAUUUUGCUAUAUUUUUUAUUUAUAAUUUUAAUGAUGGAUUGUUAAUUAUAUUACAUUUGCAAUAUACAAAGCAAACAC
Messenger RNA from Argiope bruennichi, 786 nucleotides. RefSeq names its product BET1 homolog. Bases 157 to 483 code for a protein of 108 amino acids. Gene Ontology annotation, biological process: vesicle fusion with Golgi apparatus; retrograde vesicle-mediated transport, Golgi to endoplasmic reticulum; endoplasmic reticulum to Golgi vesicle-mediated transport. NCBI's taxonomy places the organism in Eukaryota, Metazoa, Arthropoda, Arachnida, Araneae, Araneidae. Gene Ontology annotation, cellular component: SNARE complex; Golgi trans cisterna. Gene Ontology annotation, molecular function: SNAP receptor activity. The transcript has 4 exons. The record is from RefSeq and is a predicted model, not a curated record.